This is a messenger RNA of Fukomys damarensis (Damara mole-rat), 1243 nucleotides long. RefSeq names its product myeloid leukemia factor 1. The coding region runs from base 155 to 1081 and encodes 308 amino acids. Gene Ontology annotation, cellular component: nucleus; cytoplasm. Gene Ontology annotation, molecular function: nucleic acid binding. The transcript has 9 exons. The record is from RefSeq and is a predicted model, not a curated record. Lineage: Eukaryota; Metazoa; Chordata; Mammalia; Rodentia; Bathyergidae. Gene Ontology annotation, biological process: regulation of DNA-templated transcription.
CAUUCAGAAUCUUGGGUUAGCAAUCAUUUCUAUUAUUGCUGGCAUGAUAUUGGAUACUCGGGGAUAUUUGUUUUAGAAGUUUCUUUCAUUUCCUGUGUUUCUGGAUCACCUUUCAGUGGGUCCAAGUGGACAUUCCUUUUGUUUUUUCUCAGUUAUGACUUACUCCAAAAUAGGAGAUGAGGCACCAAAGGUUUUCCAGGCCUCAAGUGAAACCCAUAGGGCUCCAGCAGGAAUAAAGGAAACCAGGAAAGCAGUGAGAGAUUCUGACUGUGGACUAGAAAAAAUGGCUGUUGGUCAUCAUAUCCAUGACCACGCUCAUGUUACUAAAAAGUCAAAGAACAAGAAGACUGGAGCCGAAGAGUUCAGUCAAGAGUUCAUCAAUAUGAGUGAAAGUGAUGCUCAUGCCUUUGAGGAUGAGUGGCAAAAUGAGAUUAUGAAAUACAAACAAGGGAGACAAUGGCACAAUCUAGAAAACACUAGAAUGCAAAGUGUCGGUCAUGAGAAUUUUGGAACCAGAGAACUUAAAAGAAGUGAUUCUUUUCUUACACACCAAGAAAAUAUGCAACAGAGGAUACAUUUUUCUGAACCUUUUGGAAGAGAUGUGCUCAGUAUCUCUGUUGGAAGACAAAGAGCUCAUAAUCCUACAAGAUGUGAUGAUGGUGAAGAUUCUUUGUCUCCUCCAGCUGCCCUGAAUCCUGCCUCCCUGCUGCCCAAUCCAGAUCUAGAUGCUCCACUCUAUGACUGCAAAGAGAUACUAGCCCAGGUGCACAGCACCCAGGAGGACUUAAGAGAUCAACCAUGGCCAGAUGCAGAACUGACUUGGUAUACUGAUGAGAGCAGCUUCAUGCACAAUGGACACAGGGUCUGUAAGAUGACCAACGGAGCCCAUACUAAUAAUGAGCCAGGUCACCGCUUGAGGGGCAACAGACCCAGAGCCUACUGGGAGAUGGUCUUUACAGAGGUUGUACUGCAACAGCUCCCACAGCAGACUAUGCAACCAGACCCGAGCCAGCAAGAGGUGCCACCGAACACAUGCCAGUUACACCACCAAAUCCAGAUACACAACAGGAGUCUAUUAUAACCAAUGAGGACUUGACAACCAUGACAAUACGAGAGCUGACUUGCACCAUAAAGAACUGUAUGGUGGUGACUUCAGGAACUAAAUCUAAAUUCUUGGACACUGAGCCAGCUGUGAACUGUAACCCCAUUCUUCCACUAAGAAGUACUUUAUGUAAGUUCCGUG